AUGUGGGCAAUCGGGCUCGUCAAAAUUUCCAUUGGGCUGUUUCUCCUGCGGUUUGCCCCGCGACGGGGUUACAAGAUAUUCAUCUGGGUAGUCAUUGAAGAUGGAAGCUGUUUCAAUCAGUCCAUCCUGCUCUGUCUUCUCUAUUUCAUUUUGAGAUUAAAAACUCUCAUGUUUGAGUGCAAGGAUAUCAGGACAAUCUGGGAUGAGAAUGUUAAAUCACAGUGUUUCACAUCCACACAGCUCCUAGAAUUGAGCUACACCAAUACUGGUCUGAACAUCCUGACAGAUAUUAUAUUUGCCAUUCUACCAGCGAUAAUGCUACGUGCCUGCNCUGNAGCAAUCGUCAAGCUCUCCGUCCUACCCAACUACGGCCGCACCGGCGACCUCCUAUGGGAUUACUCCACCCUCACAAUCUGGGUCGUCGUCGAAUCCAACAUGGGAAUUAUAGCAGGCAGUCUACCCACUUUGAAGCCCCUGUUCAAGUCAAAUCCUGGCAAGCAGUAUCGACUACAAUCAAUAUCCCCAUCCUACCCACAGCCGUCCGUCCGCAGUAGACCUCUCAGCGUGCUCGACCCUGACGACUUGGAAGAAGGCGAUCCCCGUGCUGCCCAGAGGAACUCCAAGUACGGAACAACAACGACCAAAUACCACUACCGCGAUGGCAGCCACACCAGCGAGGAAUACAUACUAACACGUCAGGAAUCAGCGGGGAUCGUGCUCACGACAGAGGUGGUUGUCACACAUACGAUGGCGGAGGAGGUAAUACGAAAUAACCGAGGGAAAAGGACACAGUCACCCAACGAGAAGGCAUAA
Molecule: messenger RNA, 813 nt
Organism: Aspergillus niger
Lineage: Eukaryota; Fungi; Ascomycota; Eurotiomycetes; Eurotiales; Aspergillaceae
Exons: 7
Coding region: 1-813 (270 amino acids)
Source: RefSeq, a predicted model, not a curated record